CUCGGUACCAACCCCCAGCGCCCAGUGCCGGCCCCCAGCCCCGGUGUCCCCCCGUGUCCCUCCCAGGCCCGCUCCCGCCCCCCCGGUGCCGCCCGUUCGGGCGGGGCGGAGCGGAGCCGCUGGUCGGCACCGGCAGUCGGGCUGGGCGCCAUGUGGCUGUAUGAGCUGCUAUUCCUCCUCCUCCUUCUCCUCCUCGUCCUCCUUCUCCUCCUCCUCCUCCUCCUGCUCCGGCUGCUGCGGGUCGCGGGGGGCGGCCCCAGCCCCUUCGCCGCCGACGCCCGUCGCCCCCCGGCCCCGCUGGUCACCGACAAGGCUGCCCGCAGGACGGUCGUCAAGACAGUUUUCUCAGCAGACAAAGUCCCCGCGGGGCUGGACGCCAUCGUGGUGGGCAGCGGCAUUGGGGGCCUGGCGGCCGCAGCGCUGCUGGCCAAGGCGGGCAAGCGGGUGCUGGUGCUGGAGCAGCAUGGCAAGCUGGGGGGCUGCUGCCACACCUUCACCGAGAAGGGCUUUGAGUUCGACACCGGUAUUCACUAUGUGGGGCAGAUGCAGGAGGGCUCCGUCAUGCGUUUCGUGGUGGAUCAGCUGACGGAAGGGCAGCUGCAGUGGGCUCGGCUGCCGGCCGCCUACGACACCGUGGUUUUGGGGGAGCCCGGCCGCGGCAGGACCUACCGCAUCUAUGGCGGGGAGAAGGAAUAUUUCCGAGCCUUGAAGGAGCAGUUUCCCGGCGAGGAGGCCGCGAUUGAUGAGUUCGAGCGGCUGGUGAAGAGCGUGGGCCGAGGGAUGCUGCUGGUGGGGAUCCUGAAGAUGCUGCCGCGGGCGCUGGUCGCCGCGCUGUGCCGCUCGGGGCUCCUGCCCCGGCUCAGCGCCUUCUGCCGGUUGGCUUCCCGCAGCCUGAAGGAGGUGGUGGAAGGUCUCACCGCCGACCCCGAGCUCCGCGCCGUCUUCAGCUACAUCUUCCCCACCUACGGUGUGGUCCCCUCCAAAGCCAGCUUCACCAUGCACAGCAUCCUGGUGAACCACUUCCUCCACGGCGCGUGGUACCCCAAAGGGGGAGCCGGGGAAAUCGCCUUCCACACCAUCCCCGUAAUCCGGAAAACCGGAGGCAACGUGCUGGGAAAGGCACCGGUGCAGAGGAUCCUGCUGGACUCGCAGGGCAAAGCCUGCGGCGUGAGCGUCAAGAAAGGCCAAGAUGUGGUGAACAUCUUCGCUCCCGUCAUCAUUUCGGACGCCGGGAUCUUCAACACAUACGAACGGCUCCUGCCGGCGGAGGCGCAGGCACUGCCUGAGAUCCAGUCUCAGCUUCGCAUAGCGGCACACGGCGAAGGGAGUUUCACCGUCUUCGUGGGUCUUAACGGCUCAAGGGAAGAGCUGGGGCUGGAGGCCACCAACUACUUCAUGUACCCAGGAAAUGACCUGGAUGAAAUAGCGAAUCGCUACCUGACCUCUUCCAGGGAAGAAGCCGCCAAGAACAUCCCUCUCCUGUUUGUCACCUGCCCGUCGGCCAAGGACCCCACCUGGGAAAUGAGGCAUCCAGGUAAAUCCACAAUGGCCAUCGUGACCUUUGCCAAAUACGAGUGGUUUGAGGAGUGGAAGGACAAGCAGGUCAAUAAGCGGGGAGACGAUUACGAGGAGUUGAAGAAGACCUUUGUAGACGCCAUCAUGCAGGCUGUCUUCAAGCUCUACCCUCGCAUCGAGGACAGGAUCGAGUACAUCUCCGGGGGAACGCCUCUCACCAACCAGCACUACAUCGCCAGCCACAAGGGGGAGAUCUAUGGCAUGGACCACAGCAUCGCCCGCAUGCAAGCCGAAGCCAUCGCCACCAUGAGGGCGCAGACGGCCAUCCCCAACCUCUACCUGACAGGGCAGGAUGUGUGUGUAGGGGGCUUCAUGGGAGCCCUGCAAGGAGCCCUCAUCUGCACCAGCACUGUCCUCAAGCGCAAUCUCUACGUUGACGUGGCGCAGCUGAAAAGGCGCACGGAGGCCACCAACUCUAAGAAGAGGGAGUAACGCUUGCCAUCCCGCGGGCCAGGACCUCCCUUUCCCCCCAGCCCACCAGAUCACCCCCGGUGCCCUCUUUUCAGCUGUCAAUCGCCCAUAGCGCAUCCUCUCUAAUGCAAAACCAAAGGAUUACAUCCCAGGAAGAUGCCGUUCCUAAUUUCCAGCCAGCUUGCCUUAGACAUUACCCACUGAGAGCUCACCUGCUUCCACCGCAACGCCUGAGUAAAAGCCAGCGCUGAUCCCUGACCGCCCUUUGGAGGCCAAACCCCUUCUCCCGGUGCCAGGAAGAGGGGCUCCAAGAGCUGCCACGUGCACAGUGGCCACGAGAGAAGUCAAGGCAACCCAAAAAAACCCAGGUCACACCAGAAGGCAAGACCCAACGUAUUCUACCAGCGACACCCAAGGGUCACGAUCCCCACCGGUGUCUGAGACCCGUGUGGGCCAUCAGAAGAGCUUCAACCUUCCCCUGCAGCCCCCAGACCCGCUGGGUCAAGGGAGCAAGCCCCCCAGGGAUGAUUUUCCCCGUUGAGGUGGCAGCUUUGGUGCCCAGUUGGGCUCCUGAAGCUCCACGUGGGACUCGGCAGCCCCAGGGGCUACAGAGGUGGCACCUCCCUGAGAUGAGACCACGCACGGGCUUGGCCAGGCAGCGUCGGGCAGGUUUGGCAAACCCCUGCCAGCCGCCGGACGGGCAUCAGCUGCGUUUAAGCAAGGGGGAGUCAUGCCAGCCCGAGCCCCAUCGCCGCGUUUUAACGAAGGCGCCCGGGAGAGGCUCACGCGCACGGUCCUUUGGGAAGGAGCUGCUCCCGGUCACCGGGGUGGUGGGAUAAGCAGGUGCUUCUGGCACGUCACAGCCAGGUGCGAAGGGUGGAUUACCUUAAGCCAGGCUAUUUAAGAGCAGGUGGAUUCAUUUAAGCAAAGCUACUUAAAAACAACGGUGCUUUGCCAGCUGUGGCAAAGUGCUUCUGAAGUCCUGCCUUGUAGUGGCCAGGCUGGUGUGCUCUGCCGCCGGUAUUUCGGUGCUGCUCUACCCCUCUGCAUCGCCCGGAGACAUGCAACGGUGCAAACCCCGCUCCUUUGAGCAACAAAACAAGUCUAGCCUUUCUGUCUGCCGGGAAAAGCUCGGGAACCUGAUCAAAGCCCCUCUCUGAAUGGGAAGGGAAGCGCGUGAGACCAGGAAUAAAUGAAAUA
Messenger RNA from Chroicocephalus ridibundus (black-headed gull), 3186 nucleotides. It is a transcript of the gene RETSAT, whose product is annotated as retinol saturase. The coding region runs from base 151 to 2007 and encodes 618 amino acids. The transcript has 11 exons. Gene Ontology annotation, biological process: retinol metabolic process. NCBI's taxonomy places the organism in Eukaryota, Metazoa, Chordata, Aves, Charadriiformes, Laridae. Gene Ontology annotation, molecular function: all-trans-retinol 13,14-reductase activity. Gene Ontology annotation, cellular component: endoplasmic reticulum membrane. The record is from RefSeq and is a predicted model, not a curated record.